AUGAAGAACACAGUUAAUUGUAACAGUGCUGUUGUUCUUGCAUUCUUCGUUGCUUUCACAUGCAUUCCCUUCACCAUUGCCCGACAAACCCAUGCAGAUAACCAAAGAAGGGUGUUUCGUUACAGUGACGAGUUGAGUUCUGGAGGCGAGUUCGACUCAGUUCUAUCGACCCUAACCUUCGACAACUCCAGGCUUAAGAAUGCCUACGUUGCUUUGCAAGCAUGGAAGCAAGCCAUUGUGUCCGAUCCAUUGAACUUAACGUCAAAUUGGGUGGGAUCCAAUGUGUGCAACUACACUGGAGUCUUCUGUUCCCCUGCUCCCGAUGACCCCGCUGUCGAAACCGUAGCCGGAAUCGAUCUGAACCACGGCGACAUCGCCGGAACGCUCCCGGAUGAACUCGGACUCCUUAACGAUAUUUCAUUGUUUCACGUUAAUUCGAACAGGUUUUGCGGCAAGCUGCCAUGGAGUUUCAAGGAAAUGAAGUAUCUUUACGAGCUGGAUGUCAGCAACAACCGGUUUGCAGGGAAGUUUCCUUACGUCGUUCUUCGUAUGCCGACACUACGAUAUCUCGAUCUCAGGUUCAAUGAGUUCGAAGGUCAAGUACCCAAAGCUCUGUUUGAGAAAAACCUUGACGCCAUUUUCAUGAACCAUAACAGGUUUGCUUUUGACCUGCCUGAUAACUUUGGGAACUCGCCUGCUUCGGUCAUCGUUUUGGACAACAACAGGUUCCGUGGUUGUUUUCCGGCAAGCAUGGGAAACAUGUCCAACACGUUGCAUGAAUUGAUUCUGAGUGACAAUGGGUUGCAUUCAUGUCUACCGGAACAGAUUGGAUCGUUAAAGAACGUGCAAGUUUUUGAUGUAAGAAAUAAUGAACUGAUGGGUGUUUUGCCUUCCUCGAUUGGACACAUGGAGAGCUUGGAACAUCUCGAUUUGUCACACAAUAUGUUCUCGGGGGCUGUUCCUGAGCACGUGUGUUCGAUGACGAAUUUGCAGAAAUUUAAUUACAAUCAUAACUUUUUCCAUGGGGAGUCCCAGAUGUGUUUGGAUUUGGAGGAAUAUGACGACAGCAAGAACUGUUUCCAUGGCCUUGGAAGAUCGGUUCAAAGAUCCAGAUUGCAGUGUAAAAUGUUUCUUUCCAAGCCUGUAAAUUGUAGUGUCUUUAAAUGCCAUCAAUUGGUUCCUCCGUCGCCACCUACACCUAAACCUGCAGUACCGCCACCUCCACCUAGUCCACACCGCCCUUUUUCGCCGCCACCUCUACCACCAUGUCAACAAUUACAAUCACCUCCACCACCGCCAAGUCCUACGGAUUAUAACCCAUUGCCACCAAUCAACGCAAGAAACUAUAGUUCUCCACCACCGCCACUCUACUGA
Hibiscus syriacus is the source of this 1374-nucleotide messenger RNA. Its product is annotated as leucine-rich repeat extensin-like protein 4. The record is from RefSeq and is a predicted model, not a curated record. Gene Ontology annotation, molecular function: protein binding. Lineage: Eukaryota; Viridiplantae; Streptophyta; Magnoliopsida; Malvales; Malvaceae. Bases 1 to 1374 code for a protein of 457 amino acids. The transcript has a single exon.